Molecule: messenger RNA, 14405 nt
Organism: Centropristis striata (black sea bass)
Lineage: Eukaryota; Metazoa; Chordata; Actinopteri; Perciformes; Serranidae
Gene: insrb
Product: insulin receptor b
Exons: 23
Coding region: 1349-5467 (1372 amino acids)
Biological process (GO): positive regulation of kinase activity; protein autophosphorylation; glucose homeostasis
Cellular component (GO): membrane; insulin receptor complex; axon
Molecular function (GO): ATP binding; phosphatidylinositol 3-kinase binding; insulin receptor substrate binding
Source: RefSeq, a predicted model, not a curated record
GGUUGGCUAACCGGUUAUUCGCUCCGUGUUUUCCCGCAGACCAUGUGUGGCCCAGCUGAGGUGACUGGCAGGACUUGUUUACUGGUGGAGAGACUCGCAGAUAGAGAGACUGAAAGAGGGGGAACCUGAGGGAGAGCAGCCGCUACACGGAACGGGAAUCCAAGUUUUUACACUUGACCCGUCUUUUUAAGUCUUUUCAUGUUUGUUUACCUCAUUGUUUUUUGACUAUCGGAGAUACUGACUUUGUCUGCGCGCGCGCGUGUGUUUUUUUUUAAUUUUUAACUCUCUCGCCGACACUGAAACCUCGUUUGUUUUGGAUUAGCUAGCUAACGUUAGCUGUUUUUCCCCCAGCAGCUAACGUUAAUCUGAGAAAAAGAAACGGGCGGCGCGUGGUGGAGAGUUUGCUCACUUCAUAGCAACGUGCAGGUUAAACGGAGCCGUUAUUUUUUUCCCCUUCUCAGCGGUUGGAAAAGAAGUAACGUUUAGUUCCCAAGUUUCAUCCUCUUGUUUCUUUCUCCCGUUUUGUCGUUUUAUGGGUGUUCAGUCGUUUGCGGCGUGGUGGUCAGUCAGCGGGGGUGAAGGAGUUCAGAGGAAGGUCGUAGUGGGGAAAGCUGUAUCUCUGCACGUUUUUCCUGCACGUAGCUGCUCGGAGGAGUUUCCUGGGAUGUGCUCCCAUCUGUUUUAAAAAGGGUGAGAUUCUGAGAAGAUACUAGCAAAACAGGGCUGAUAUAAAGACCUGUGGACUUCAAAGGAAAGCGCAAACCCUGCCAACUCCCGGUCUUGGCGCUGCGUUUGGCGAUAUCCAUAACUUCAGCUCAUGAGCAGCAGAGGAGGCUGUUUUUAACGCCGUGCAGAGGAAAAAUACAACUUACCGAUUGUUUUUGAAGUACCUCAUUGGAGCAGUGCAUUACAGAGAAAUGAGUCCGAGGCCAGUGGACCUCCUUCGGGGACCUCCAAAGUAGACCCCCCUUGCUCGUGGGAUAUUAAUAAUUAUACAGUUAUUUCUCUUGAUUCAAGCAGCAACAUUAAACAGAUGAACGUGGACUGUCGCCUUCACUUAUGGAAAAUGAAGAUCUUCACUCGCACAUGUGUUGCCAGAACCCAAGAUCACGUUAUUUAGUGGUCUGCAUUUGUUUCCAAGGCUCACAUACAUCACAAACUUGGCUGGGAAGAUACUCCUAAAUGUAGUACUCCCCCCGGCUUACGGGGGGCAACGUUGAAUCAGUUGGACCUUAUUUUUUUAAGAGUUUGUUCAAUACUUUUGAUAUUCCUUUUUUUGAGAUAAACAUUUCUCCCUCAAGAUUGUUUUUUUAGAAGCUUCAAGAGGAGAGCACAACUUAAAGUCAAAAUGAGACGGUGGACGCUCAAGCUGCGAGCACAAAUUGUGUUUUUUAUCAUCGGCACCUGCAUUGUAUGCCAGUGUGGACUAAUAAACGGAGAAAUCUGCCAGGGUAAGGACAUCCGGAACAAUGUGACCAACCUCCAGUCGCUGGAGAACUGCACCAUCAUCGAGGGCCACCUGAAGAUCCUGCUAAUGUUUAAGACCAAGACCGAGGACUUCCGGGGUCUCAGCUACCCAAAGCUUCGAGUGGUGACCGACUAUGUGCUGCUGUUCAGGGUCUAUGGCCUCGAGACCCUCAGCGAUCUCUUCCCCAACCUGACGGUGAUACGCGGAAACAACCUAUUCUUCAACUACGCUCUUGUGAUUUACGAGAUGCUGCAGCUGAAGGAGGUGGGCUUCCACAGCCUCAUGAAUAUCACCCGGGGCGCUGUGAGGAUCGAAAAGAAUCCAGACCUGUGCUACCUGGCCACCCUCGACUGGUCCAAGAUCCUGGAUUCGGUGGAGGACAACUUCAUCGUGGCUAAUAAGAACGAGAGAGAGUGUGGAGACGUGUGUCCUGGCACAGCCCAAGGCCAGACCAUCUGCCCGCAGAACACCAUCAACGGACACUUCAGGGGACGAUGCUGGUCACAGAAACACUGCCAGAGAAUGUGCUUGGACAACUGUAAGCACAGUGCUUGUAGCCUUCAGGGCCAGUGCUGCCAUGACCAGUGCCUGGGCGGCUGUUCUGAGCCGGGUAAUUCAAGUAGCUGUGUGGCCUGCAGGAACCUCCAGCAUGGGAACACCUGUGUGGAGAAGUGUCCUCUUGGAUACUACGUCUUCAGGGGCUGGCGCUGUGUCAGCUACUCCUUCUGCCAGGAGCUCCACAACCAGUGUAAGUUGACUAGGAAGUUGAACCAGGACCGGGAAUCAGGCUGCAACGAAUACGUCAUCCACGAUGGGGCUUGUAUUCCAGAGUGUCCUUCUGGAUACACCACUAUCAACUCCACUACGUUGACCUGUUCGCCAUGUGCAGGCCUGUGUCCUAAAGAGUGUGUGGGAAAUAAGACGAUCGACUCUGUGACGUCAGCCCAGGCUUUGAGAGGCUGCACUGUUAUCCAGGGCAACUUGAUCAUCAAGAUUCAAGGAGGGAAUAACAUUGCAGCUGAGUUGGAGGCGAGUUUGGGCCAACUUGAGGAAAUCACAGGCUACCUGACUGUUCGCAGAGCCUAUGCCCUGGUGUCCCUCUCCUUCCUCCGCAAACUGCGCAUAAUUAGGGGAGAGCAUCUUGAGGCAGAUUUCUUCGCCUUCUAUGCGCUGGACAACCAGAACUUGCGCGAGCUGUGGGAUUGGUCGAAGCACAACCUGACCAUCCAUCAUGGUCGUAUGUUCUUCCACUACAACUCCAAACUUUGCAUGUCUGAAAUCAGAAAGAUGGAGGAGGUAACAGGAACCAAGGAGCGCAACCAAAAGAAUGACAUUGCUGCACGCACCAACGGGGACCAAGCCUCCUGUGAGACCAAGCUGCUGACAUUCAAUGUGAUCAAGACAACAUCAACUAUGAUUAUUCUGAAGUGGGAGCCCUUUUGGCCGUUAGACUUCAGAGACUUGUUGGGCUUUAUGGUUCUCUACAAAGAGGCACCACAUAAGAAUGUGACAGAGUUUGAUGGGCAGGAUGCGUGUGGCUCGAACAGCUGGGCGAUAGCUGAUGUUGAUCCUCCACCUCGUUCAACGGACAGCAAGAAGGCAGAGCAUCCGGGGCACCUGAUUCGACCAUUGAAGCCCUGGACCCAGUACGCCAUCAUGGUCAAAACUCAACUGUCUGCAUCUGACGAACACCAGGUUCAUGGAGCCAAGAGUGAGAUCAUCUACGUCCGCACUAAUGCCUCCAAGCCCUCUGUGCCUCUGGACCCCAUCUCGUCCUCCAACUCCUCCUCUCAGAUCAUCCUGAAGUGGAAGCCUCCCACCAGUCCCAACGGCAACAUCACCCACUACCGCGUCAUCUGUCGUAAGCAGCCUGAGGACAGCGACCUCUCCAAGUUCGACUACUGCCUACAAGGAAUGAAGCCGCCGUCGCGUUACCCGACCCACCCGGACAACGAUGUUGAGCAGAAGUGGAACCACACCGAUGAGCCCACCUCAGGGGGCAGGUGCUGCGCCUGCCCCAAGACAGACAACCAGCUAAAGAAGGAGCAGGAGGAGAUAGAGUACCGCAAGACCUUCGAGAACUACCUCCACAAUGAAGUGUUUGAGAGCAGACCAGCUCGUCGUCGACGCUCAGUGGGAGUUGCCAACGCCACCAUACCCUCUCUCUUCCCCACCACAGCUUCCAGUCUCCCAUUUGGUUCCACCACAGCGUCUCCUGAAGACGAAGAUGAGGAUGAGGAGGGUUCCAAGGUGGAGCUGAAGGUGUUCUCAAAGGAGUCAACGGUAAUCUCCAACCUGCACCACUUUACCAGUUAUAAGAUCGAGAUCAUGGCCUGCAACCAUCCAACAGACCUCAAACGCUGCAGCAUGGCUACAUAUGUCAGUGCUCGAACUAUGCCAGAGGAGAAAGCAGACGACAUCCCAGGCCCUGUGACCCAUGAGAUAGUGACAGCCGAGCCUCCCUAUGUGCUGAUUAAAUGGAACUCACCUCGCUCUCCUAACGGACUCAUCAUCCUGUACGAGGUGUUCUACAGGAAGGUUGGAGACACAGAGCUUCAUACAGCUUGUGUGUCACAGCCGGCCUACCUAAAGUCAGGUGGCACUAAGCUUUCACUUGUGCAACCUGGAAACUACAGCGUGUGGGUCCGCGCCACCUCCUUGGCAGGAAAUGGCUCCUAUACAGAAACCACUUACUUCUUCAUGCCCAAUCCGGAUCCAGGUUUGAUUUGGAUUGUGAUGGGCCCAGUCAUCUGCUUCAUCCUGCUGCUGUUCGUGGGAGGUGGAGUCUUUGUGAUCUUCAAGAAAAGGCAAACUGAAGGCCCGACAGGACCUCUUAUCGCCUCCUCGAACCCUGAGUACAUCAGCACCAACGAUGUGUAUGUUCCUGAUGAGUGGGAGGUGCCCAGGGAGAAAAUCGCAGUGCUCAGAGAGCUGGGUCAGGGCUCCUUCGGCAUGGUGUACGAGGGACAAGCCAAAGACAUCAUCAAAGGAGACCCGGAAACACGCGUCGCCGUCAAGACGGUCAAUGAAUCGGCCAGUCUGCGCGAGAGGAUCGAGUUCCUAAACGAAGCCUCCGUCAUGAAGGCGUUCAGCUGUCACCACGUGGUGCGUCUGUUAGGUGUAGUGUCCAAAGGUCAGCCCACCCUGGUAGUGAUGGAGCUGAUGACCCACGGGGACCUGAAGAGCUACCUGCGUGGUCUCAGGCCGGACUCCGAGAACAACCCCACAGGCCGUUCACCACCUACGCUGAAGGAGAUGAUCCAGAUGGCUGCAGAAAUUGCAGACGGCAUGGCCUACCUCAACGCCAAGAAGUUUGUCCACAGAGACCUGGCAGCCAGGAACUGCAUGGUGGCAGAGGACUUCACUGUCAAGAUUGGAGACUUCGGUAUGACCCGAGACAUCUAUGAGACUGACUACUACCGUAAAGGAGGGAAGGGCCUGCUUCCUGUCAGGUGGAUGGCUCCAGAGUCUCUAAAGGACGGAGUCUUUACUGCCCACUCUGACUGCUGGUCGUUUGGCGUUGUGCUGUGGGAGAUCAGCACGUUAGCAGAGCAGCCUUACCAGGGUUUAUCCAACGAGCAGGUUCUAAAGUUUGUCAUGGACGGAGGAUACCUGGACCGGCCGGAUAACUGUCCCGAGAGGAUGCACAGCCUCAUGCAGAUGUGCUGGCAGUACAACCCCAAGAUGCGUCCGUUGUUCCAUGAGAUCAUCGAGAUGCUGCGGGAGGACCUGCACCCAUCUUUCCAGGAGUUCUCCUUCUUCUACAGCGAGGAGAACAAAGUCCCCGAGACAGAGGAGUAUGACCUGGACCUAGACAACAUGGAGAGCAUCCCACUGGAUCCGUCUUCAUACUCCCAGAGAGAGGAGAGCUUAGGCAGGGACAGCGGGCCCUCAGUGGCCCUCAGGGGGAACUAUGAGGAGCACGUCCCCUACACACACAUGAACGGUGGCAAGAAAAACGGACGAAUCUUAUCGCUGCCCAGAUCCAGCCCUUCCUAACAUUUCCUGUUUCCUAAACGAACUUUAACCUGCCCUCCCCCCAAUCCUUCUUUCUCUUCCAGUCCAUUUUUGUCUGUAUCUUUCAUGUUCCUCUAAUCAUUUUCUAAUGAUUUUCUUAUUCUUGGAGAAGCCCUUAAAAAAACAGACACAGAUCUCAGGACUUUUUAUUUUCUUCCUCAUGGCUGCCACACACAGGCAUGCAAGGGAUGCAAACAUGGUGUAACUCUUUUUGAACUUCCUCCACGACACAUCGAACUUUAUAAUACCAUAUUAUCUUCUAUUGUUUUUCACUAUUGCCACGUUUCCAGGACUCCUUGUGAUGGAAACAGAGAAAAAAGAAAAAACUGUGAACACAACAAACCUUAGACAACCAAGAAGGCUGCUUACGCUCAACCUCCUCAAGACUUGUCCCUCCUUUUCUCUCCACCAAUCUGCAUUUCCACAUUUCUGUGCUUUGUUUUUUUUCUCCAAAUGAAACCUUGUUACUCAGAUAGUGGCCUUUUUGUAUGUGGCCUAUAAACAAAGAGAAGUGUCUAUCAGCGCUUAUACUAAUUUCCUUUUGAACAAUGACUUAAUCAGUUUGGAACGGUGGGAUGACUUUCAAAGACUUGAUCCUAGAACAAACAUCUAUUCCUAGAGGAAUGUUUUCUUUUUGUCUUUCUUUUUUUUGGUUCUGCAGAAUUCCAAACUACACACAGAUUCAUCGGGUGUUUGGUGAAUAGUUUUAAUUUAUUUGCUUUUAUUGUUCUCUUCUCGUUUCCUCUCCUCUUUCUCAGUUUUAUUUCUGUGUCCUCACUAUAUGGCUGAAGGAUAUUUAAACAGUUAAGAAUUGGACAAAAGAGUUCCUCAGACUGACCAAUAGCUGCUGCUUUGAUAUAUUUUAGUGGGUAUAGAAAAAUAUAAAUAUAUAUAAUAUAUAUAGUAUAUAUGGAAUAUUGGUAUUUAUGUGCCAAUAUUUCAUAUAUAAUAUAUGCCGUAUUGAUGUGUUUGUAAAUAGUUCAUAUUUGUAAUAUUUUUCAUCGGAAGCUUUGCUAGUAUUUUGUUUUGCCAGGUUUUUUUCUUUCUGGGUUUUUUAAUUUUCUUAUUUUUAUAGCCCCAGAAAUCACACUAAUCUACCAUCAGUGCUCUCUGUGUCUUAUUAGGCCUCCAGUCCCCUGUGAGUACUCUCUCUCUCUGUCUCUAUGCGGAAAAGAGAAAGCCCUGAAAUAUUGUCAACUCACAUUUUUUUAUAAACCUUGUUCCCACUUAGAGCUGUCAAUAUUCUGAGGCAACUUUACGACAACAACGAUUAAAAAAAAUAACCAAACAAAAAAAAAAAGCUUUAUAAAAGGGGAAUGAGGUCUUUCUGGGUGGAAGUGCACCUGAUGUGUGUUUGUCUCUGUGUCUGCUGUCUCUCUGGUCAGAUCACGCUGGAGCCGAGGUCUUUAUACAUGUUUGUUAUCACAGGUUUAUCAUGUCUUUAACGUGGUUGUGCAAGUCCUCGUUAGCUGUCGUUGAGUUUAGAGAGCGAGGAGAGCUUUGCCUGGUGAUUGUACCUCCUUAUGUUGGUGUAGUAACAGUUGAUGGCUUUUCAGUUGUGUCGGUGCUGCUUGUAUUAGGGCAGGUCGGGAAUUAACACCAGAUCUCAGCUUAUUGCAGGUGAAGUGGAACGAUUUUCUUCUGUCUUUUUUUCUGUUCUAUAACCAGAGCUUAGCGCUAGGGCUGGGUAUUGGUACUUAAUAACCCAGUACUAGUAGUAAGUAGUUUCAAAACUCUCCAGCCAAAUGAUACUUGUUUAGAUCCUUAUUAAGCUAAAUUGAUCAAAAUUACCAUAUGGCCUUAGUGUGGUAAGUUCCUUCAUUUUCUUAUUUUUUAAGUAGAAUUUAAAUAAAGGAAAUAGCAGUUGUCUGGGCAUAAACCAGCAAUUUUUGAUUAUCAUGAAUCAAGCAUCCAAAAUGUAAUCGAAUCAUGACCUUAAAUGAAAAAAGUCUAAUCGAAUCAUAGAUUUGGAGAAUCAUAUCACCCCAAGUAUGAAACGAUAUCUAAGAAAUAGCUAUUGCAGUCUCUUUAAAACUAUUGGCAUGGCAUAUUUUUAAACAAUACCCAGCUCUACUAAAUGCCCAAAUAACUUAAAUCUGAGAGCAGUACCCAUCUGACCUGAGAUCUGCUUCAGUUCAGGACCUCAGUUUUUGAUGAAGGGUUCGAUUUAAUUCACACAUUACAUUCCCCUCUCAUUGUCGUUCUGUUUGGUUUGCUCUGCACCCACCCACACUAACACACACACACACACACACACAUACACACACACACACGUCCUGCACACUCCCCCUCCUCAGUCUUCCUGAGGCUUCCCAUUGGCUGCUGAACUCGCUGCUCAAAACCAGGCUGUUGGAAAUUUCCACAUUUUGUGGUCGAGAGGCUGGAGAGAAAUACGGAAAGUUCCAACUGUGUUCGCAGUCCGCAGCAGGUAGUGGAGAGAGAGAGCAGUCUCUCUCUCUCUCUGUGUCUCUCCAUCUUUCUGAGAGAGUGUGUGAGUGAUUGUUAAUCCUAUUAUUCUCUCUGCUAUCACAUGCAGUUAGGCGGUCAGGACACGGUGUGCAGCAGCUAUUUCACUCAGGUCUGACAUUCCAGGAUUUAGUUAGAACUACUCGUUCCUUCACCCCCCACCCCCUCCUGAUACCAUCACCACAACCCCAUCAGAUUCACAUGAAAUAAUUAGUUUUUCCUUCUUAAUGGUAUACUAUGCAGGAUUUUCCUGAAAGAAACAAUGUAUAUCCUCACUUAUGACUCACUAAAGGGUUUCUUUUCACUUGCCCGAUCUUACUCUAUACAAUUACACUAUUAUUUUAUUUAUUGUUAGCAGUUUAUGAGCAAACCUUGUAAUCCGGCUUGCUCAGUACAUAGUCUGACUUUUGUCCACAUUCUUUAACACCACCAAACUAAACUCUUGUUUCAUGAUAACUAGAAUUCUUGCUAGCAUUUUAGCUUUCAAGCUUUGGGAAUUUUUGGAUGUUUCUGCUGACAUGGCACUGAAAAAAUGCAAGUAAAAUAAGUGAAAUGCCAAGCAGACAAAGCUUGUUCCAAAACUAGAGUAAAUUUGGGGUUUACUUUCAUUUUUAUUGAGCUGGGGAGGAGGGGCCAAGUUUCAAUGUUGUCUUUACCAACAGUAGGCGAUGAGUCCUGCAUAGUAUGCCUUUAACAAUCAAGUAUUCAAAGUUUGUUGCUUCUGCCGGGAAUCAAAAACAUUCCUGUCAACUGUACCACAAAGCCACAGAAAAGUUAGACGCUGACCCCUCUUUGUGUCAUUUAAAAGUCACUACAAGCUUCAUUCGCAGCCCAAAGGCCGUCAGAGCUCCACAGCAGAUCUUCUGUAAACGCCCCUCUCUCUCUCGCUCUCUAACCACAUCGGUCGAUGACGUGGGAGGUGACAGUCAGCAGAGGUUUUUUUUCUUCUGGACACGCAGACACACAGUGUGGUUGCCAAUCUAGCCGAACAGCAUUCAGCACUUAUAGUAUAGCCAAAGUGUUGGCAGCUUUCUGUCAACAAUGAGAACCCACAGAAUCAGAGUCAGAGAAAGCAGAGAAGCUGCCUCCAUGUUUUACCAGUGCCUUCUCAAACCCAGAGCCACUUCCAGGCUAGUUAUAUCGGCUAGUAACACACACACACACACACAGGCCUCUGUGCUCUCUGUAUUUCGUCUCAUGAGGCAGGAGAGGCACAGAAAUCAAAGCUGCAUCUACAUUUGUGUUUGUAAGAUUACAACUUUGCUGGAAGGGAAGUAAAAGUCAGUUGUUGUUAUUAUUAUUAUUAUUUUUUGGUAUUUUCGUUCAGCUUGUUGCCAGCGUUAAGGUUUGAACACUAAUGUCCAUCUAGUGCUUUAGCGGUGACACUGUGGAUCAGCCAGAGUCUGUGCUGUUGUGCACUCAGAGGCACCUGAGGUUAUGAUGUAGAUUUAAGAUAAUUAUUCUGAAGAGUUACAAUCUUGGGCUUUUGUACUUUGUAAAUAAUCUGUGACAUAGUUUGGGAAAUAAAAGCAGAAAAAAAAUAUCAGAUGCCCGUCAGUUUUGUGUACAUGACAGAAAAAUGGUGGACCUUAGCUGUGUCAAUAUUCCACACUUUAUACUAAUACUGAAACUUCUGUCUACACUACAAACUCAACACCCAGUUAGAGUUGGUAUGCAGUGUGGAAGUGGGACAUCGCUCUCGUCUCCACCUUGACCUAGGUUGCUUAUCUUGUGGUGGUGUUCACACGCAUAUGCAAUUUUUAAUUAAUAUGGUGCCCAUAUCUUUGAAAUACCAGAUAUUUAUUUUAUUAUGAUCAUUGUCAUUGUAUAAGAAGAACACAGUUAGCUUUUUAGUCGAGCAUUUUUAAGGUGUUUGAGAGUGGAGCGAUGUAAAAGCCUAGUUUGUUAUUGUACAGGUGGAGUAGCUGAUGGUGAGCAGGAGUGCUAGUUAGUUAAUUAGUUAGUUAGUAAUUGUCGUUGUCUUUGUGUUUGGCCAGAGUCUACCUCAGUGCAUACGGAAGAAUCAGUCUAAAGAGCCUAAAUCAUCCCCGACAGUCUCUCAAUAUCCCGUCAUUUCAAAUAAUAUCACUUUAUUGUACAUUACCAACACUGCUGAUGAAUUCCUUUCCCCUGUGGUGUAUUAAACCCAUCUGCCUCCUUGUUUUCUCAGUUUUCUCUUCCCGUGCCCCGGGGGAAGCUGUCAUCUAUGUCGUUAGGAGCGUCAGGUUUUUUUCUUUAAAUUAACUGAUUUCAGAGUUUAGGGAUAAAAUAAAGUAUCAUCCAUUUCUUUAAAAUUGUUUUACCUCUAGCAAGGGCUGCACAAUUUGGGAAAAUGUAUUAAUUGCAAUUAUUUUGACUGACUGACUAAUAUCUCUAAAGCAUAGGGCUGGGUAUCAAUCAAAAAAAAUUCCCUGUGAUUUGGAUAUUGCAAUAGUUCAAAUGCACGUUUGAUCAAAUUUAGAUUAUCAGGCGGUAAAUUCGCUUUAUGGACAGUUUGUCCUUUUCGUUGUGGCUGCAGUUUAUAAAAUUACUCACAAGAGGCUUCCCCCGGGUGCUGGAAGAGUUGUUGUUGCCUCAUUGUGUGUGUUCCCCUUUUCCAUAUACACAAAUCCUCUGGACUGUUUGUAGUUGCAGCUCUACUGGUUUCUGGGGAUGAGUCAAAAAAAAGAAGUCUCUUGGCUCUAAAUGCAUAUCUGUGAUCACCUACAUGCAGCCAAGGCUAAUUAAGCUCAGCCCUGGACCCUCAUGCUUUUAAAAAAAAAAAUCACAUCUAGACUAAACCUGUUGUCUGACAAAAAGCCCUACUCUUCUUCUUCAGUCUGUCAAUCUGUCUCUUUGUGGUCAAAACAGUUAGCGUUCAAAAUCCCACGUCUCCUCCAGUCGUUGUCGGUUUAUUUGUCUGUUUCUCUGUUCUGAUUUUUGUUUUGUAUGUAUAUUUUUUCUACUGUGAAUAUCAAGAGAUAACCUUUAUUUUCUGUCAAUGCCAUGGAUUGGGUCUGUUUUGGCUGAUCAGGACACUGACGUCUGGGCUGGUUAAAAAGUUUUAAAGAGGAGGGCCCCCCCCCUCUCCCCUCUGAAAAAGAGAAAACAAAAGCUGGACUGGGACAAUCCUGUGUGCCAUAAAGAACUAUUAACAGACAAGAAAUCUAGAUUGUAACAUUUCGUCUCAGGGAGGCGGCCUGAUGCUUUGUGGUUGGAGGAUAAAGAGGACAAGGAGGAAGAAGAGCUACCUACCUACCUUUUAUCUGCUUUGACUGAAGCGCAAGUUCUCAGCAUCCUUGCAAAAAAAAAAGCAAAAUGGAGAUGAUAAGUCCAAGGACAAGUUUUCAACAACAAAACCCAAACACCCUUUUCAUGAAUCUGAAAUCCUUUUGCCCCCUUUGAGAAGAUAAUCAGGAAUCCUCCUCUCUCUCUGACGUGGUUUGGACUGCCCUCUAGCGGUUGGAUGGGAGCAUUGCGGUCAGGAGCGGCAAAGCAAACAGGGCCCCUGACCCAUAGUGCCUUGCUCAGACUAACGGCCCGCCUGACCCCUCCCACCCAGUCCACUCCCCUCAGAGCAGAAACGUGUCUCCACCAAUCACUAAAGAGGAUUUUUCCACCUCCAAACAUGAAAUGAAAACACAGGAAUUAUGUUUUUUAUGCAUUCUGCGUCUUUUACUUCUCACUGCUCAGUGGGGAAAAUACUGUAAUUUGGAUUAUAUGACUGAUGAUUUCUACCAAAAAAAAAAAAAAAAUGUUGAACUUGUGUCUCUACUCUGCUAAGCUCUGGCUUGCUUUGUGCAUGGAAAAUGAAUUAUCUAUACCAGCGGAUAGCUUGAUAAUUUGAUGCUUACUGAUUUCGCUUCUCAUCAUCAGUCUGUUUAGAAAGCGGCGCCCCAAAGCACAUGCAAAAACUCAUGAUUUGCAACAAGUGAUUGCAUUACUGUUGGGGAUUUCCAUUAGAAAUGCAUUCAGUUGUUCCAUGAUUUUCAAAAACAAGAAAAGAAAUGAUUAAUAAGCUCUUAACUGUAUAUAACAGCAGAUGCCCUCGGCACCCCGAAAAAACAAAAGCACUUGAUUUUUAGGGAAGUUUAGGUUUGUUUUGUUGAACUCUGGUGACCUUAAAAGCGGUUGGACAGAGCAUGCUAGUAACACAGCGCAGGGUGAGAACAAAGCAUUGUAUGUAUUAUUGUUUUGUUUGAAAGAAAAGAAAAAAGUAUUACAUUUUAGAGAUGUUGAUUUCUAUUUUUUUUAGCCAAAGUAUGGAGGGCAAAUACAAUUACUUUUUCUGACUGUAAACUUUUACUACUCUUGUACAUUAUGAAUUUAACAUUGUUAUCGGUGUGUAUAUAACUUUUUUUCUAAAUUUAAAAAGAUAGAUUUUUUUGUUUUUCUUUUUUUUCAUGACACAACCCACUACACAGAAAAGAGCAGAGUCAAGUCUGUCAAUGUAUUUAACAGGAGCAGCACAACUCCAGUCUGAGGGCUUACCCCUGUGUGACAAAACACAAACAGUAUGUGGCCUGAAAACAUUUUGCAAUGAACCCUGCUCUUAAUCCGAUGCAUGUUCUGAAUGUUGUCAUGCAUUUCAACCAACCCACCCACCCACCCACAGCAGCAUGUCACCCAUAAAGCCUUUCUUGUGUCGCAAAUAUGUCACCUGUCACAGAUUUUGUUGUAUGGAAUUGUUUCUGACAAGAGACGUGUGUUUUAGUUUGCAAAUAUGUUUUUUUUUUGUAAGUGAAAAACUGGAAAAGACCACUGCACAUCCUUUUUGAAGAAGAGGAAACACGAUAUCCUGAAUAAGCUAAAAAAAAAAAAAAAUUAAAAGAUAAAGAGAAAACUUCACUGAUUGUUCAACAACUAUACAUCUUUAAGUUUAGACUGUAGAGCUGGAUGUGUUUUUUGGAAUAGUUAGACAUAAGAAUAUGCUUAUUUGCUUUUUGCAGAGAGUUGGAUGAGAAGACUGAAAUAUGGUGAAGUGGACGCUGUAGCUAGCAUCCAGAAGUUAGCUACAAGUUAGCCACAGUAUGAAAGAUGCAUUGAAAUCACCUUUUUUUUUGGCUUCAUUUACCACUGAGUAACUUUCAUAGGAAUGAACAGGGCCCUGCCUUCAAAGCUGUAUUCAAUUCUCUUCACACCUCCAUGGUCAUGUAACAAAAUGUUUGCCGACUUUAUGAGUUGUUGUGUGAAUUUUCCCAAUUGGGAACUAAUAUUUCUGAUUAUUAUGACACCGCACGAAUGCAAGGCAAUUCUUGGUUCCAAGCCAAGUGGGUUUUUUUUGCUUUUUUUGUCCAGGUUAAACAAAUGAGACAUUAUUCGUUAAUUACUGAACUUGAAAUGUGUUAGUUAGCACAUUUUGUUAUUGGUGAACAGCCAGACUAGCUGUUCCCCCUGUGCAAAGCUAAGCUAACUGACUGUAGCCUUUAUACGUAACAGGCAGAUAUGAGUCUCAUCCAACUCUCAGCCAUCAGGUGAUUGAGCAUAUUUUUUCCAAAAUGUGGAACUAUUCCAUUUAAGGAGGCUCAGCAUUAAAGUGAAACACCAUCAGCUAUGAAUGAAUUAAGUACUGUCUGUCAGUAGUGUGAUGAUGAUGAACUGUUCAUAUUUGUGUCCUUGAUUUGGGAGAGAUGCACCGCUGUUGUAAAGAUAGACAGCGGGGGGCGUUGCAGGUGUGGUGACGCUGUUUGUUAAAUGACACACCUGAAGAAAAGCUUCUUCUUCUUUAGUUUAAAGAGUCGUCUGUCUGUCGGUCCAGUGGUCUGCUCCAGUUUACACACCAGUACCUUAUAUUUAUCUCUAUCCUGUUCCCUGUGCUGUACGUUGUUUAAAUAAUGGAGUUGUGUCUGUGUUGCCCUCUGUUGAAGUCUUUACCACGGCUUUCUUUGUCUCUGAUUGCUGCUCCUCCUCCUCCUUCUCCUCCUCUCUGUGUCCUUCAAGUCUGUCUCUCCUCAGUGCACAUAGGUGGUCCCCAGAAUGCUGUGUGUAGUCUUGCAGGAUACCUCUUUAUUAAUGUCAUUUAUUGCCGAUGAAUAUGCUGAUGUAUUAAUUUUUGGGAUAUGUUGUGUAUACAUUAUGUUGAGACAUCGGUGCGUAUGCAGACAGCAGGUGUAUAUGUGUGUAUGUACAGUCCAAAAAAACCCAAAACCCACAACCCACAGAGAUCGCUUCAUCCCUCACACUGGAUCCAAAUGUGCCAUUAUCUUUAUGUAUCACAUAUAUCAACAUAUUGAACACACACACACGCAUACACACAGACACAGACAGAAAUACAUGCAUAUUGUACAGGAUCAAAAAUGUGCCAUGACUAAAUGAACGCUUGACAAUUUAUUUUUUCUAUGUUUUCAAAGGAGAGCCAAGUAGUGACAUGUACAGAAAAUGUUGCAAUGAUAUGAAAAUAAAAAUCUUGCUGUGUGUAAAUUAUUCAACAAUUAACUGUUUAUAUUAAAAUUAUGAAUAAAAUUAUUGGAGAAUA